AUGAAUCGUAACAUUUUAAAUGACGAAGAAUUAUUGGAACUUCUUUAUAAUACUAAUUGGUCGGACAGUGAAGAUGGUUUAGAUGUUUCUGACAACGAACAAGACCAUAAUGUUGUAAAUAUUCACGAAAAUAUUGGUAUUCCUACUAAUGACAAUGAUGAAGGUAAUUUGGAUUUAUUGGAUUUGCCAAUUGAAAUACAAUCUAAUUCUGUGGAAACAAUACAUUUACCUUCUGUUUCUACAUCAAAUUUGACUAAUCAAAACCAAUCUAAUGUUUUAAACUUAACACCAAGACGCAGUGUAAGACAUGUAUCGAUCUCACCAUUAGUAAAUAAUUCUAGAGCUGAUACCAACGAGUCAUCAAAUGCAAAAAAAACAGGUAAUUUACAAAGAAAACCAGCUGCUUUAACAAAUUUAAAAUGGAAAAAAGGUAGUUUAGUCACACCUUCUGCAUGUCUAACAUUUAUUGAACCUACACUUCCUCAUGAUUUGCUUUUACUUGAAACACCACUGGAUUUCUUUGCUUAUUUUUUCACUAAUGAGCUUCUUACCAAAAUCAAAGAGGAAACUGAAUUGUAUGCUGUUCAAAAGAAUCCCAACAAACCAGUUUCUCUCAGUAUUAAUGAAAUAAAAAGGUAUUUGGGAAUUUGUAUUUAUGCUUCUGUACUACAUGUGCCAAAAAUUAGGGAUUAUUGGUCUGCUGAAUUGGGCUACCCUGUGAUAUUUAAUGCUAUGAGUCGCAAUAGAUUUGAGCUGAUUAAAAGUGUUUUACAUUUCAAUAAUAAUGAUUCUAUGCUAUCAUCAAAUGACCCAAAUCAUGAUCGACUUCAUAAGCUGAGACCUCUAAUUGAUUAUUUGAAUAGUCGCUUUUCUUCUAUACCUUGCAAACAAGAUUUAUCUUUAGAUGAACAAUUAUGUGCAACUAAAGCACAAAGUUAUAUGAAACAGUAUCUUCCAGAUAAACCACAUAAGUGGGGGUUUAAAUUGUUUGUUUUGACAGAUAUACAAGGAUAUGGAUAUCGUUUUGAGAUUUACUCGGGCCAAGAAAACAAUUCGAUAUUUCGACACCCCAAUGAACCAGAUUUCGGAGCUUCGUCAAAUGUAGUAGUAAGGUUAUCAAGAAAUGUUCCGGUCAACAAAAACCAUAAAAUAUAUUUUGAUAAUUAUUACACUGCUAUUCCAGUGAUGGAAUUUUUAUACCAAAAAAAUAUAUAUAGUUUAGGUACGGUCAGAAUAAAUCGUCUUCCUAAUUGUCCUUUACCUGACAAAAACGGCGAAAAAAAAAUGAAAAGAGGAGAAUCGAUAGAGUAUAUCACAUCUUAUGAGUCCGCGCCUAUUUCUGCAGUUAUAUGA
Messenger RNA from Melanaphis sacchari, 1353 nucleotides. Its product is annotated as piggyBac transposable element-derived protein 2-like. Bases 1 to 1353 code for a protein of 450 amino acids. The transcript is spliced from 2 exons. The record is from RefSeq and is a predicted model, not a curated record. Lineage: Eukaryota; Metazoa; Arthropoda; Insecta; Hemiptera; Aphididae.